UCUCUUUUUUGGGUGGAAAUUAAGGGGUGGGUCUAUGGUACAUCACCUGAGUUGUGGGGUAAAUGUAGAGAGUGUCAAUCAAAGGCAGAGCUCAGAGCUGGGAAGAAAGCUCUAGAUGGCGGCUGUGCCUUGGAGAGCGCGCUGAGCCUCCCUGCCUUUUUCGCUCCCCUCCUCCACCACUUUUACGCAACUUUGCCCAACUUUUGGGCAGCCUCGAGGGGCUCCUGCGGCCCCUUGCCUCUCGCGGGGACCGGCGUGGCGGGGGCCGAGCGUUUUUCGGGCAGAUCAGCAGCUUUGGGGGGCUCUUCUCCCUCGCCUUGUUGGAAAGAAGCCGCCGUGGAGGCAGCGCCGGCCGUUGUUUUUCCCAGCUUGGAAGCCAUGGCGCACCUCCAUUUUUGUGCGCUCUCCUAAUGAGCUUUUCCUCCGGAUCUUUCCCUCCCCUCUUUGGCUUCAAUUAUCGCCUCUGGCGAUUAAACGAAUGCAGAUAGUUUGGGAUUAAAAUCUGAAUUCUUUUAUUUUCCCCAAGAAAUUCGCGUUUAUUUUUCCGUCCGGGUUCCCUUUGAAAUCUUUCGGAGCUCAUGUUUUCCCACGACCCGAAACUAAUCUCGGGUUGGACCUGGUGCCGGGAUCAGGUAGGUGGGCGAUUAUUAACCAUCCUUUUGAGCGUGUUUUGCCUUUUUAAAAAAAAAUCACUUUUGGGAUUUUUUCCUCCUUCGAUCGGUUUGAACGACCUCGGAAUGACGCAAUAAAAUACCGAGAAUAUUUGCUUCCAGGGUUACUUCAGGAAAGUUUGCAGGAUGCUCCCCAGGGCUGUGUACCCUCGUGUUUUAUUUUUUAAAAAUGUGUAAUCUCUUUUUUCCUUCGUGCUGAUGAGUCUUCUGCAUUAUUGUAACAAAUACCCAUUGCAGCGUCAGGACUUUUUGUUCUUGCGACUGAAAGCCAAAGACUCGAACUGGGACCUUACCUUUCUUUCAACUUUUGACAGUAAAUACCUGGGCACAGGACUUCAAAGCAAACAAAGCCACCUCUCUACUUUCCCCUUAAUAUUAACGAAUUAAAAGAUGAUGAGAAAUACGGACAAAAACCAAGGAGAGGAGGGUUCAAUCCACAGCAAUGCAUCGAGUCACUCCGCGUCCGAAGAGGCCUCCGCGUCCGAGUCGGCCAGCCAGUCCGACAGCGAACAUGGCAGCGAGUCCAACAGCAGCUCAGAGACCUCCGAGAGCCUGUCCGAGUCGGAGUGCGAAUCGACGGGCUCCAAAUCCCAGCAGACGCCUCCCGAGACCAAAGAGAAGCCGGCUUCCCGGAAGGAGCGGCUCGCAGACGUCAAAAAGAUGUGGGAAGAAUAUCCAGAUGUUUACGGGGUCAGGAGGUCGAACCGGAGCAGACAGGAGCCGUCGCGCUUCAACAUCAAAGAAGAGGGGAUCAGCGAGUCUGAGAGUGAGAGCCCCAAGAGAAGAGGCCAGAAGCAGAUGAAAAAAACAGAUAAAUGGAAGAGAGAAGACUCCGGAGAUGAUGACGAAGAUGGGCAGGAACAAGGCACCAGUGCCGAGAGCGAGCCAGAACAGAAGAAAGUGCGAGCCAGAAGGCCCAUCCUGAGGAGAGCAGUAGCCAAAGUCGUCAUGAAAAAAGCCCACAAGCCCCAGCGUGGGAAGAGGCGGAGGAAAACAGAGUCGUCUGAGGAUGAGGAUGACGACGAAGACGACGAGGCGCCCAAAAGACAGACCCGACGUAGAGCGGCCAAGAACGUCAGUUACAAGGAAGACGACGACUUUGAGACCGACUCGGAUGACCUGAUCGAGAUGACUGGAGAAGGGGCCGAAGAGCAGCAGGAAAACAGUGAGACCAUCGAGAAAGUGAUGGAGGCAAGAUUGGGGAAGAAAGGAGUCACCGGUGCUUCCACCACAGUCUAUGCGACGGAAGCCAACGGCGAUCCUUGUGCUGACUUUGACCCCAAGAAUGAGGAAGGGGAGGUCCAGUACCUGAUUAAGUGGAAAGGUUGGUCCUAUAUCCACAGCACGUGGGAGAGUGAGGACUCCCUCCAGCAGCAGAAGGUGAAAGGUCUGAAGAAGCUGGAGAACUUCAAAAAGAAAGAGGAAGAGAUCAAUCAGUGGUUGGCAAAAGUAUCUCCAGAAGAUGUAGAAUACUAUAACUGUCAGCAAGAACUGGCGGCAGAGUUGAACAAGCAGUACCAGAUAGUGGAACGAGUGAUUGCUGUGAAAACGAGUAAAUCAGGAGCAGCUGGUUCUGAACUUCCAGUAGCCCACAGCCGCAAAUCCUCCUCCAAUGAACCCGAAUACCUUUGCAAAUGGAUGGGCUUGCCAUACGCGGAUUGCAGCUGGGAGGACGAGGCCCUGAUCAGCAAGAAGUUCCAGCACUGCAUCGACAGCUUCAACAGCAGAAACAACUCCAAAUUCAUGCCCACUCGGGAUUGCAAGGUGCUGAAACAGAGGCCUCGGUUUCUUGCCUUGAAGAAACAGCCUUCCUAUAUCGGUGGGGAAAACCUGGAGCUCCGGGAUUACCAGCUGGAAGGCCUUAAUUGGCUAGCCCACUCAUGGUGCAAGAAUAACAGCGUGAUCCUAGCUGAUGAGAUGGGCUUGGGGAAGACCAUCCAGACCAUCUCCUUCCUCUCCUGCCUCUUCCAUCAACACCAGCUCUACGGCCCCUUCGUGAUUGUGGUGCCCUUGUCGACCCUGACCUCCUGGCAAAGAGAGUUUGAGAUCUGGGCGCCCGAAAUCAACGUCGUGGUGUACAUAGGAGACCAGAUUAGCAGGAACACGAUCCGCGAAUACGAAUGGAUCCACGCCCAGACCAAGCGGCUGAAGUUCAACGUGCUCAUCACGACAUACGAGAUUCUCCUGAAAGACAAGGCUGUUCUGGGAAGCAUUAACUGGGCCUUCCUAGGCGUGGACGAAGCUCAUCGCUUGAAGAACGACGACUCCUUGCUGUACAAGACGUUGAUCGACUUCAAAUCCAACCACCGGCUACUCAUCACCGGGACGCCUCUUCAGAACUCCCUUAAAGAACUCUGGUCCCUGCUGCAUUUUAUCAUGCCGGAGAAGUUCGAGCUCUGGGAGGACUUUGAAGACGACCACGGGAAAGGGCGAGAGAAUGGCUACCAGAGCCUGCACAAAGUCCUGGAGCCGUUCCUCCUGCGCCGGGUGAAGAAAGACGUGGAAAAGUCCCUCCCCGCCAAAGUGGAGCAGAUCCUCCGUGUGGAGAUGUCUGCCUUACAGAAGCAGUAUUAUAAGUGGAUUUUGACACGGAACUACAAAGCGCUCUCCAAGGGGACCAGAGGCAGCACGUCCGGCUUCCUGAACAUCGUGAUGGAGCUGAAGAAAUGUUGCAACCACUGCUACUUGAUCAAGCUGCCCGAGGAAAAUGAACGGGAGAACAACCAGGAGCUGCUGCUGUCUCUCAUCAAGAGCAGCGGGAAACUCAUCCUCUUGGACAAGUUGCUGACCAGGCUGCGCGAGCGGGGAAACCGAGUCCUGAUUUUCUCCCAGAUGGUGAGGAUGCUGGACAUCUUGGCGGAGUAUCUGACCAUCAAGCACUACCCUUUCCAGCGUCUGGACGGCUCCAUCAAAGGCGAGAUCCGGAAGCAGGCGCUGGAUCACUUCAACGCCGAAGGCUCGGAGGACUUCUGUUUCCUGCUGUCCACGCGGGCCGGUGGCCUGGGGAUCAACUUGGCCUCCGCUGACACGGUGGUCAUCUUCGACUCGGACUGGAACCCUCAGAAUGACCUGCAGGCCCAGGCACGCGCCCACCGGAUUGGGCAGAAGAAGCAGGUGAACAUCUACCGCUUGGUGACCAAGGGCACGGUGGAAGAGGAGAUUAUCGAAAGAGCCAAGAAGAAGAUGGUGUUGGACCAUCUGGUGAUCCAGCGGAUGGACACCACGGGCCGGACUGUCCUGGACAACAGCUCUGGUAGAUCCAACUCGAACCCUUUCAACAAAGAGGAGCUGACGGCCAUCUUGAAGUUUGGAGCCGAGGAUCUCUUCAAGGAGCUGGAAGGGGAAGAAUCGGAGCCUCAGGAAAUGGACAUUGAGGAGAUCUUGCGCCUGGCCGAGACGCGAGAGAAUGAAGUCUCCACCAGUGCCACGGAUGAGCUUCUCUCUCAGUUUAAGGUGGCCAACUUCACAACGAUGGAGGAGGACGAAGCCGAACUGGAGGAGAAAUCUCAGAGAGACUGGGAUGAUAUCAUUCCUGAGGGCCAGAGGAAGAAGGUGGAGGAGGAGGAGAGGCAGAAGGAGCUGGAGGAGAUAUACAUGCUUCCCAGAAUCCGCAGCUCAGCUAAAAAGGCUCAGGCCAACGACAGCGAUUCGGAUGUCGAGAUGAAGCGGAAGCUGCAGAGAUCGUCCGGCUCUGAGAGCGAGACGGACGAUUCGGACGACGAUAAGAGACCCAAGCGCAGAGGGCGGCCCCGGAGUGUCCGGAAGGACAUGGUAGAAGGCUUCACGGACACAGAAAUCAGGAGGUUUAUCAAGGCCUACAAGAAAUUUGGCGUUCCUUUGGAGCGGCUGGAGUGUAUCGCCCGGGAUGCGGAGUUGGUAGACAAGUCGGUGGCUGACCUGAAGCGUUUGGGGGAACUCCUUCACAACAGCUGCGUCUCAGCGAUGCAGGAAUACGAAGAGCAGCUGAAGGAGAACCUGGCGGAAAACAAAGGACCAGGAAAGCGGAGAGGCCCCACCAUUAAGAUUUCUGGCGUCCAGGUGAACGUGAAAGCCAUCAUCCAGCACGAGGAGGAGUUUGCGAUGCUGUACCAGACGAUCCCCACUGAUCCGGAAGAGAGGACAAAGUUCUGCCUGGCCUGCCGUGCCAAAGCCGCCCACUUUGACGUGGACUGGGGUGUAGAGGACGACUCACGGUUGUUGCUGGGCAUUUACGAGCACGGCUACGGGAACUGGGAGCUCAUCAAGUCAGACCCAGAGCUCAAACUGACUGAUAAGAUCCUGCCUGUCGAGACAGACAAAAAGCCGCAAGGGAAGCAGCUCCAGGCUCGAGUUGACUACCUGCUGAAGCUACUCAAGAAAGAAAUGGAGAAAAAGGACGGCGUGAAAGAGCCAGAAGAGAACAAGGUGAAAAAGAGGAAGCCACGAGUCAAGAAAGAGAACAAAUCUCCCAAAGGCAGAGAUGAGCAGGGAAAUGAGCUCUCUUCUCCUCGGCAUUCGGACAACCCUUCAGAAGAAGGAGAGGUCAAGGAGGAUGGCUUGGAAAAAAGCCCUGUGAAAAAGAAGCAGAAGAAAAAGGAGAACAAAGAGAACAAAGAAAAACAGACCACAAGCAGGAAAGAAAAGGAAGGCGAGAAAGAGAAAAGGAAAACAAAAGAGAAAAAGGAAAAGUCUAAAGGCAGCGAGGGCAAAUCUGGAAGCAAGGGGAAGAGAUCUCAGGGCCCUGUCCACAUUACAGCUGGAAGUGAACCCAUCCCUAUUGGAGACGAGGAAGACGAUGACUUGGACCAGGAAACCUUCAGCAUAUGCAAGGAGAGGAUGAGGCCGGUCAAGAAAGCUCUGAAGCAGCUGGACAAGCCGGACAAAGGGCUGUCGACCCAGGAGCAGUUGGAGCACACACGGAGCUGCCUCCUGAAGAUCGGCGACCGCAUCGCAGAGUGCCUGAAAGCUUAUUCCGACCAGGAGCACAUCAAGCUCUGGAGAAGGAACCUGUGGAUAUUUGUGUCCAAGUUCACAGAAUUUGAUGCGAGGAAAUUGCACAAGCUGUAUAAAAUGGCACACAAGAAGCGAUCCCAGGACGAGGAGCAAGAGCAGAGGAAAAAAGAGGAGGCCUCGGGAGGCAAGAAGCCCUUCCGGCCAGAGCCUUCGAGUUCCAGCCGGGAUUACGACAUGUCUCAGAUCCCUCACGGCCCUCAUUCGCAGAAGCUCCACCCGCCUCUGCCACACCCUUCCCAGAUGCACGGUCACCCACGGGACAACUACAUCCACCCAAACAAGAGGCAUUUCAGUAACGCAGACCGUGGCGACUGGCAGAGGGACCGCAAGUUUAACUACGGCGGCAAUGCCAACCAAGUGUGGGGCGCCGACCGGCACCACCAGUACGAGCAGCAUUGGUACAAGGAGCACCACUAUGCAGACCGGCGGCUGCGCGGCGAACCCCACCGCAGCUCGGGCAACUACCGCCUCAACAACCUCUCCCGCAAGCGGCCGUAUGAGCAGUACAACAGUGACCGCGACCACCGGGGGCACAGGGACUAUUACGACAGACACCACCACGAUUCCAAGCGGCGGCGGUCAGACGAAUUCAGGCCCCAGAAUUACCACCCGCAGGACUUUCGGAGGAUGUCCGACCACAGGCCCCCCAUGGGCUACCACGGCCAGGGGCCUUCGGACCAUUACCGGCCUUUCCAUCUCGACAAGUCGGCAGACUACAAGCAGCCGCUGCCCCCUCCCCACUCCCAAGUCUCGGACCCUCGCUCCCCACCUGCGCAGAAGUCCCCCCAUGAAGCCAAGUCUCCCCUUGUUCACCGGUCGCCCCUCGACCGGUCUUUAGAACAAAAGAACAAUCCAGAUUAUAACUGGAGUGCCCGGAAAACAUAGAACUUGGGUGAGGAGAGGAGAGGAGGGAGAACCGCACCCUGGGGUAACUUGAGCUGAGGUGAACAGCCGCGGCUGGUUCGUCACGCCCAGAACCGGAGACUCCGAACAUGCUGCCGUUGGGCUCUGUGUCUGAAUGGGGGUCAUAGGAGCUGGACAUAGUGGGGGCGUUUGGAUUUCUGUCCUGGUCUCUCCUCCCAUCACCUCACUGGCCAGACGUUGGGAGUUGACUUCCCUGCAUCCUAGCGACCUGUCGGGGAAAGGUUGGGCCUGAAGGGGUCGUCCCCCGCAAUUCCAGUUUCCAUUUGUGCAUUUGAAGGUUGCAUUGGACCCACUCCCAUAACCAUUGGAAAGUCCUGGAACUUGGAUUGACCGUUGCUUAGGAUGGUGGAGAGGAAAAGAUAAAAAUUCUGCAUGGCAUUGGUGUUAAGGUGCUGCUGAGGUGUGGGGUGGAGAGGAGGGAACCGCUUGAGCAGAUCGGCCUGUUAAAAUGGAGGGAGAUUUGACGUGUGUGUGUGUGUGUCUCGGGCAGGGUAGGGGAGUGAAUUCAAAUCUACGAAUCUCACUGUAGGCCUUGGAGAUCUAUGGAUAACAUGAUGUGAACACCCCACAGACGCAUGUUUUCCUUACAGAGAUUCUUGUUUCUCAUGCCUUCUUCAUUUCACUUUAUCGGCUGCAGAAGGAAGUAUGAUUGUAGAGGUUUGAGCAGGAAGGGGUCCAAAUUAGGAGGGGAAAUAGAGGGCUUUAUUAACGUUCCUGUGAGGGAAAGUGUCGGCAUUUCCUGAGAGAGGGGCCUGUCCCCUGGUUUUUCCUCAGCUCCUCUUUAACCACAGUUGUGAGGCCAAUUCAGGUGAUUGUCGCAGCAGACUUGUGGACACCCGUGAAAGAGCCAGACUCAAGCCAGGCCUGGUGGGCUCUCAGGUGCUCAUGAGCAUCUCAAAAUGGUACCCGAGCGCUUCCCGUGAGAGCAAAGCGUUAGAAACGCCGCAAGCAUUAUCUAAAGGAACGGGAGGCAGCAGAACAAGGUAAAAUGAGGGGGCCACCUGAGUGGAGAGUGGAUGAGCAGAGGCACCUUUACACAAAAGCAGCAGACUUCUCGUUAAAGGUCCUGCUGAUCAGCAGUUCCUUUGAGCAGUGAUGGAAAACUUCAAAAGCAUCCGUUCUGGAAAGUUUUCCACGAAACAGCUGGGAAGUAAAUAAACCCACUCCCCACUGAAGAAAAGAAAAGAAAAAGCCUCUUGGCUUGCUGAGCGGGCAGACGUCGGAAAGCUUGAUGAAGCUGUUACUGCCAGGUGAAUUCCCACAGUGUUACUUUAAUCUGACAGAGAAAGAAAAAUACAGCCCUGAGUGUUAGACCUAGUUUUUGGAAGGGUUCAGGCGUGUGCGUGCAUGCGUGUGUGUGUAAAAAAGAGAGAAUGUGUUUCCUCUGACUUCACUAAACUGAUGGUAGAAAAUACACUAUGGAAUUUCUUAAGUGCAGGGGGGGGGGUCCUUUUAUUUUCACAAAGGGUGGUUGGUUUAUAAUGUGAAUUCUGAGUGCAUCUCCUGGAAAUGGGAAGGCGGAGAAAGACCUUUAAGAUUGUGACGAGGACUGACUAGAAUGGUUAUCGUUUCACGCCAAGUCAUGAAAUGUGUCUGUUAACAAUAAAGCCUCUUUCCGUGCCAUAAAGUUGUAGCUAAUCAGGGGACUUGCGGAAAAACAAAGUGUGAACAUUGGGGGUUUUUUUGUUUUCAGUUGGCCUGACCCUACAAGUAUUAUGGGGGGUGGAAGCUCAGCUAAGAUCCAUCAGACUUGUCUCUGAGUAACAUGUUUCAAGACGGAAGAAGAGCUCUUCAUGCCCAGGGGAUACACUUUCCAGAAAGGAAAAUGAGGCAAAAGAGAAAAAGAUAAAACACUCAAAUUGUGACUUUUUUCAGAGGUUCUACCAUGGGGGUUGGGGCAUGGGAUAUUUAUUAAAUCUUGUAUUUUUUACAAACAGAUUGAGGGGGAUCAGAUUAAAUAACCCCCCCCCCUUUUUUUUUUGUCACUGUAUCCACCCCGGGAAAAACCCAACCGUGGGAUCGUGAUUUGGUGUGUGGAGUGGAUCAGUCCUGUUUUUAAGACAGGGGUUGUAUCGCUACCUUGUAUGGCUGUUCCUGAAGCAUUCCCCCCAACCCUGCUGUUGUUGGAGUCUCUUUUGCAGGCAGAAAAAAAUAAACCUUACAUUGAUCUUUAUUUCUGACGUUUUCUGAAACAAUAUUGAACACUUAAUCUGAAGGAAACGGAACUCUUACUCUCUGUAGGGUGUAAGGAAGGUAGCACUGAAGUGUGCCGGGUGGAUUAUUCAUGGAUUCGGGGCUUGUGGAAAAAACAAACCUUGCUGUGGUGUAUUUCAAUGUACCCAUCACAUUCCCCUCCAUAACCAGGGUGUGGAAGGGUGUUUGCUCAUCAAAUCAUGGACUUCUGGGAAGACGACAAACCCUGUUGACUAAAGACAGUAAUUAAUAUUAAUUUAUAUUUGUGACAAAACUUUGCCACUGUCCUAGUGAUUUCUGAUGUAAAUAUGUUGUUUAUAGAGUAUGUAUUAAAUUUUCCUACAUUGUACAACAGCUGUCGAUUCUUGUAUAUUAAAAUGUGACGCGGACAUUUUCACAAA
Hemicordylus capensis (graceful crag lizard) is the source of this 9181-nucleotide messenger RNA. RefSeq names its product chromodomain helicase DNA binding protein 2 (gene CHD2). The coding region runs from base 1062 to 6548 and encodes 1828 amino acids. The record is from RefSeq and is a predicted model, not a curated record. The transcript is spliced from 38 exons. Gene Ontology annotation, cellular component: nucleus; chromatin. Gene Ontology annotation, biological process: nucleosome organization; regulation of transcription by RNA polymerase II. Gene Ontology annotation, molecular function: chromatin binding; ATP-dependent chromatin remodeler activity; DNA binding. NCBI's taxonomy places the organism in Eukaryota, Metazoa, Chordata, Lepidosauria, Squamata, Cordylidae.